AUGUGCUGUUCCUGUCCCUCCUGUCUGGAAGGAUCUGGUGGUAAUUGGCGAUACGAUGUUGCUCUGCAGGUGAAAAAUGGCUUCCAGAAGGACUUGCUCUAUGAAUCUCUUAGCAACCGAAGUGAAGAUGACCUGCCUGUUGUUCCUCACGUCAUCCUUCUUGCCCUUUUGAAAUAUGGGUUUGGAGGUGGCAAUUAUGUGUCUGUUUUUAAAUGCUUUGAGGAAGAUGUAUAUGUUGGUGAGCUUCCUCAAGAUUUUCUUCGCAUUACCCCAACCCAGCAGCAACAGCAAAUCCAGCUGGAUGCCCAGGCAGCUCAGCAGCUACAGUAUGGAGGACCAAUGGGUACAGUAGGCAGACUCAGCAUUACUGUAGUACAGGCAAAAUUGGCAAAGAACUACGGAAUGACCCGCAUGGAUCCAUAUUGUCGAAUACGGCUGGGCUAUGCUGUGUAUGAAACUCCAACAGCGCAUAAUGGAGCCAAGAACCCCCGCUGGAACAAAGUUAUUCAGUGCACUGUUCCCCCUGGUGUGGACUCUUUUUAUCUAGAGAUAUUUGAUGAGCGGGCCUUUUCAAUGGAUGACCGCAUUGCUUGGACACACAUUACAAUUCCUGAGUCUCUGAAACAAGGAAAUGUGGAGGAUGAAUGGUAUAGCCUGAGCGGAAGGCAAGGUGAUGACAAGGAAGGAAUGAUUAAUCUGGUUAUGUCAUACACGUCUUUGCCAGCUGCCAUGAUGAUGCAGCCCCAGCCAGUGGUCCUGAUGCCCACUGUAUAUCAGCAAGGAGUUGGAUAUGUGCCUAUAGCAGGGAUGCCUGCAGUCUGUAAUCCAGGCGUGGUACCAGUGGCAAUACCACCUCCUGCAGUCAACCCUCAGCACCUGUGUAAUGAAGAGGACCUGAAAUCUAUCCAGGACAUGUUUCCCAACAUGGACAGGGAAGUAAUCCGCUCAGUGCUAGAAGCUCAGAGGGGGAACAAGGAUGCAGCUAUCAACUCCUUGCUUCAGAUGGCUGAAGAAUCAUAGAUCCCUACUUCCUGCAUAGUUCCUGUCCUCGAUGCCACUUAUUUUUACUUGCCAAGCCAGGGAUUUAGCUAGAGGAAGAAUUUCCCAACAGCUUUCUGUUAGCGCAUCCUGUGUAAAGAUUAUACCCCUUUUCUCCUUGGACGUUUGGAUCUUUUUCACUUUCUUUCUCAAUCUGUACAUACUCUAUUUCGCUUAUGUCCUACAAUAUAGCAUUGAAGCAUCUUUACUAUCAGCUGUGCCCUGUGUGGCUAUAUUCUGAUGGGGUGGGGAGUAAUGCUGCUUUUUUUUUUUUCUUUCUCUCCCCCU
Molecule: messenger RNA, 1326 nt
Organism: Pelecanus crispus (Dalmatian pelican)
Lineage: Eukaryota; Metazoa; Chordata; Aves; Pelecaniformes; Pelecanidae
Source: RefSeq, a predicted model, not a curated record